Messenger RNA from Darwinula stevensoni, 1074 nucleotides. The record is from the annotation of a GenBank genome assembly. Lineage: Eukaryota; Metazoa; Arthropoda; Ostracoda; Podocopida; Darwinulidae.
UGCUCGUACAUGAAAGCGUCCUUUGCGCGUGGUUCGGUCCUCCGCUUCUGUUGCCGGUGUCCAUACCAUCAAGAUUUAUUUGCCAAUAAGUGAGGGUGUGUCUCGUGUUUGUUCUCCUUACCGACGACGUGAUCUGUGGAGUUCCUUCGCCCACCUUCUCUCACGAAGCAGAUUUCCUUUUUAAGUGGAAAUGGAUAUCAGACCCAACCACACCAUAUACAUCAAUAACCUCAAUGAGAAGAUCACGAAAGAGGAGCUGAAGAAGUCCCUGUAUUCCAUCUUCUCCCAAUUUGGACAGAUACUGGAUAUCAUCGCCCUGAAGACCUUGAAGAUGAGGGGUCAGGCAUUUGUGAUAUUCAAGGAGAUUAGCAGUGCAACAAAUGCCUUACGAUCUCUCCAGGGUUUCCCUUUCUACGACAAACCAAUGAGGAUCCAAUAUUCUCGUAGCGACUCUGACGUGAUAUCAAAGAUGAAAGGAACGUUCGUGGAGAGGCCAAAAUCUAGCCAGAAGAAGACUGUCCCUGGCCAGGAAUUAGAUUCCAGAAGAGCCAGGAAGAAGGCUGCAAAGGAAGCUGCCAAACAACAGAAACAAGCACAACAGCAGGGUGCAGCACCUCCAGGUUCAAUUCCCCCAGGAAGACCAAAUGUUCCACUGUCAGCUGUGCUGGAGCAGCCACCAAACCAGAUUCUUUUCCUGACAAACCUCCCAGAAGAAACCAAUGAGACCAUGUUGAAGAUGCUCUUCAAUCAGUUCCCAGGAUUCAAGGAGGUGCGAUUGGUACCAGGAAGACACGACAUCGCGUUUGUCGAGUUUGAAAACGAGCUCCAGUCAUCGGCUGCCAAGAAUGCACUCCAGGGCUUCAAAAUCACCCCAACUAAUGCAAUGAAGAUCUCCUUUGCCAAGAAGUGAAAUGGAUUUCCAAGUGAAGUCUCCUCAUCAAGUGAAGAGAGUGUGUAUGAAUGUGUGUUCUCAGGUCACAGGGAAGAACUCUAUGUUCUGAGAGAAAAAAGAAGCUGUGACAUUUGUGUCACUGAUCAAUUGUGACAAUUACAUUAAAAAGCACAUUUUCUAAA